UUCUCACUUUCCUCUCUCUCUCUCUUCGAAAACAAAACAAUAACACUUCCUUUGGAUGGAGUGACUUCGCGAGAAAAGAAAGGAGUUUGAGGGAGAGAAAAACACCUCUGGCGUUUGGAUGGUGUAGCAGGCGAGAGAGGGUGAGAAAGGGAGGGAGACGAGAACCCCUUACACCCCCGUUUUCGUUUCUCACCGAUUUGGUGCGAUUCCGUGAGAGAAGAGUGUGUGCGGGCCACGGAGUGAUGUGCAGUCGCGGGGGUUGAGAGAAAGACACCCCCUUUGGUUGCCGGAGAUGGGAGACAGUGUGUUUGGUCGCGGGAGUUGAGAGAUCUUGGUCCCCGGAGCUUCGCCGGAGACCGUUUCCGUCGACGGAAAUUGCCCUGCGAAUAUGAUUUCUCACGAUUGUUUGGUAACCCUUUCUUUUCUUCUCUCACUAAUAAGGGAGAUUACUUCCCUUUCUUUUCUUCUCUCAUCCCUCCAUCCAAAGGAGCUGUAAGCAAACUACAUAGCUAAAUACUAGUAUAUCGCAUAGACCUCAACUUAAGAGGAAUUAAAAAGAGGAAGAAGAGGAAAAACAAAGAUCAGAGAGAGAGAGAGAGAGAGUGAAAAUGGGGCAAGUUUUGUCCAACAUCGAGAGAGAGAGAGAGAUGGGGCAAGUUUUGUCCAACACCCUCAGGUGUAUAUGCAAAUGUUGUGGAGCAGAGGAUGAAUCAGAUCAAAACCUACGUGAGAUCUCCUCACAUUUCCUCAUUUAUCCAUCAAUUCCACCCUUCCAAACCAUAACUAGAACUGAAUUUCUACAAACAAACAGCUCGGAGUACUCAUGCAUCGACCCUUCAAUCACGACCCCUGUUUCGAAUCCUCCACCUGAUCAUCUUUCUGAUUUAGUUUCUGGGGAUUCCACUUCGAACACAGUUGCAUUGCAUCAAAAUCUUCUUAUCUCUCCUCCACAAUCAUCGGUCUUGGCCUACUCCCAAAGAGACUCACGCACAGCACAUUCAAUACAACAAGAUACUAAAGAGGAGGAAAAGGUGGUUAUAAAUAAGGCAGUACUUUUGAUAGAAGAGAGAUGGAUAAAGCACUACAGCAGUUUCCAAAAGAUACUGCUUGUUGGUGAAGGAGACUUUUCAUUUUCUGCGAGUUUGGCUAUGGCUUUUGGUUCAGCCCAUAACAUCGUCGCCACUUCACUCGAUACUACAGGGUGUUUGAGCAGAAAUUAUAGGAGUGCAAUGUCUAAUAUCCAAAGUCUAAGGAGCCGAGGAGCCAAGGUCAUGAAUGGUCUGGAUGCAACACAAAUGGCAGGCCAAAUCUUGUUCCAAGGCAUGACUUUUGAUCGCAUAGUUUUCAAUUUCCCACUCUCUGGGUUUUUCCCUGAUGAUUCCCGAGAAUCAAAUCUCUGCCGAGAAAGAAAACUCGUACAUCUAUUCAUUGCAAAUGCGAUAGAGAUGAUCGCGGAAGGGGGAGAAAUUCAUGUUACCCACAAAUCAAAUGGGUUUUUUCGUGAAUGGAAUCUGGAGCAACUGGCAUCAAGUGCAGGCCUUCAACUUAUUGACGAGGUGCAUUUCAAUUUCACCGAUUUCCCUGGCUACCGCACUAAAUAUGGGUUUGGGGGCGACAAGAAUUUCAACUGUAAUCCUAGCAAAACCUAUAAAUUUGGUCUUUAUUAGUUUAUGGUUUGCAGUUUAGCUCCAAAAUCAUGAAGAUGAAUGACUUGGUGAAUUGGUGGAGUAAAGACUCUGAAGAAUGUGAAUCUGGAAACAUGGGGAUAUUAGUAUAUUAGUGCAUUUCUUUGCUA
Molecule: messenger RNA, 1795 nt
Organism: Rhododendron vialii
Lineage: Eukaryota; Viridiplantae; Streptophyta; Magnoliopsida; Ericales; Ericaceae
Exons: 4
Coding region: 609-1667 (352 amino acids)
Biological process (GO): rRNA base methylation
Cellular component (GO): cytoplasm
Molecular function (GO): rRNA (uridine-N3-)-methyltransferase activity
Source: RefSeq, a predicted model, not a curated record